Messenger RNA from Poecile atricapillus (Black-capped chickadee), 3147 nucleotides. RefSeq names its product DENN domain containing 2D (gene DENND2D). The record is from RefSeq and is a predicted model, not a curated record. The coding region runs from base 16 to 2475 and encodes 819 amino acids. NCBI's taxonomy places the organism in Eukaryota, Metazoa, Chordata, Aves, Passeriformes, Paridae. Gene Ontology annotation, molecular function: protein binding. The transcript has 15 exons. Gene Ontology annotation, cellular component: cytosol; nucleoplasm.
GGCGCUCCGGGCAGAAUGGAAACAGCCGACACAAGGGGAUGGGGAAGGGGGAAGAUGCACCGGGCUCAGGCCAGGCUGCAGGGCCAGAGGAGGAGGAGGAGGAGGAGGAGGAGGAGGAGGAGGAGGAGGAGGAGGAGGAGGAGGAGGAGGAGGAAGCUGAGGUGCAAGCAGGGUCCCAGCGGUGAGGACAGCCCGCUCCCAGGGCGAUGCGGGACCGCUCUCAGCGCUCCCCCCGCGGGACAUUCGCGGUCUGAGCGCACCGAGCCUGCAGAAAUCCGAAUUCCAGCCCGUAUUCAGCAGCGUCGGGACCUCAAGGAGGGGAAAAUACCCAAAUACAAAAGUCCCUGGGGUUGGUCAGGGAAGCGAAAUGACUUUGGCAGCGGCCACAGAGCAGCGGAGCGGGGGGAGCGCGGUGGCCGCAGCGGCCCCCAGGGUCCCACAAUGCCCGGUUGUUGUCCCCAUGAGCGGCCGGAUUCCCGCAGAAAGGAGCUUUCAGUGGCGAUAUUCGAAAGUUCAACCUCUCAGCAACGCAAGGUUUGCUGCUGGGCUGUGCAGGCACAAAGGGACAGUGUUUCCUCGGGAGCGGAGGUUUCGUGCUGGAACACGGCGCUCCCACUCCCGCACAGAAGCCGCCCGAGCGGAAUCCCGGCGUUAUCCAGGCGGGAUGGCAUUCUUCCCUUACCCCCGUGUCCUGUACUCCCGAUCUCACAUCCCCGGUUCCUCCUGUCAUCCUCGGCUCCCUGCUCUCCUCAUUCCCGAUGCUCGCGGGUCCCCCGUGCCCGUUUUUCCCGGUUUCCCGGUUUCCCCCGUGCCUCAGUGUCCCUCUCCCCGGCCGUGUCCGCCCGCUGCCAGGUGUUGCCGUCCGCUCCUCCUCCUCCCCACCCCGGGCCGUCCCUCCUCCCUCGGGAAAGCGAAAGCGCGGCGGGCGGAAGCCGAGCCCUCCCCCGGGCCGGUCUGGGCCGCACCGGGACCGCGCCGGGACCGUACCGGGACCGGGACCGGCACCGACACCGCUCCGGGACCGCUCCGGGACCGCGCCGGGACCGGCACCGACACCGCACCGGGACCACCAUGGCUUCCAUCAGCAGCUUCUUGCGACGGAGCCUGCGGCGUGCCGGCCGCAGAGAAGGAAAAGAUGGGGCCUCUGCUGCAGAAAACGCCCCCCCACAGGUACCACAGGGGAAGCUGGGAGAGCGGAGCUCGCUCUUCUACUCUGCUGGACAGUUCUUCUUCGAGUACCUGGUGGUGGUGUCGCUGAAGAAGAUGCCAGAUGGACACUAUGAACCCAAGAUAACCUACCAGUUCCCAAAGCGUGAGAACUUGCUGAAGGGCCAGAAGGAGGAGGAGGAACGUCUCCUCCAAGCCAUCCCCCUCUUCUGCUUCCCUGAUGGCAACAACUGGGUGCCUGUCACUGACUUCACCAGUGAAACCUUUUCUUUUGUCCUGACAAACGUGGAUGGCAGCAGGAAGAUCGGCUACUGCAGGCGGCUGCUGCCAUCGGGGCGUGGUGUCCGGCUCCCUGAGGUUUUCUGCAUCAUCAGCUGCCUGGGCUGCUUUGGGCUCUUCUCCAAGAUCCUGGACGAGGUGGAGAAGAGGCGCCAGAUCUCCAUGGCAGUGAUCUACCCCUUCAUGCAGGGCCUGCGGGAAUCGCCCUUUCCAGCUCCAGGGAAAACUGUCACAGUCAAAAGCUUCAUCCCCGAGUCAGGCACUGAGCUCAUCGAGCUCACACGGCCUGUGGAUGCCCACCUGGAGCACGUGGAGUUCCAGGCUCUGCUCCAGCGACUCAGCCCUCACCUCAUCUUGCACAUCUUCGCCUCUGCCACGCUGGAGCGGCGGCUCAUCUUCCUGGCUGAGGAGCUGAGUGUCCUGUCCCAGUGCAUUCACGCCGUGGCUGCUCUCCUGUACCCCUUCACCUGGGCUCACACCUACAUCCCCGUGGUCCCCGAGUGCCUGCUGGACACCGUGUGCUGCCCCACACCCUUCAUGGUUGGCAUCCAGAUGCGGCACCUGCAGCGGGUCCUGGAGCAGCCGAUGGAGGAGGCUCUGAUAGUUGAUCUCUGUGAAGGGAAGAUCAUCCGGGCGGUGGGAGAUGAGGAGGAGAUCCUGCCCGGGAAGCUGCAGAACGAGAUGCUGACGUCUCUGAACAGGCACAACAACAACAACAACGUGCACACCUCGGAGCAGCUGAAUGCCCUGGUGUCAGAAGCCUUUGUGCACUUCUUUGUGCGGCUGCUGGGGCACUACAGCUCCCACAUCAAGUGGGGCAGGAGCGGCUCCGGCAGCUUCCAGGAACGAGCCUUCUGCAAGGCCAUGCCCUCCAAGAGCUGCCGCAGAUUCCUGAAGAAGUUUGUGAAGACCAACAUGUUUUCCCUAUUUAUUGAGGAGGCAGAGAAGAGCAGGAUCCCACAGGAAGCGUAUUUCCAGCAGAAAAUAAAAGAGUACCACGAACAGAAGAAGCACCGAAGGGACUCCUGAGGUCCAGCCUGGGAGCAGAGGAGCAGGACUGGGAUUGACACGUCCCUGCCAGCAGCAGCAGCACACUGGACACUGUUCCUGCCCACCUGGGACUCCUGCACUGCCUGGGCAGCCCCACUGAGCACCAGUUCCACCCUUUCUUCCUCAGGGCAUCACUGCACUGGAAACUCUUUGCACAGAACUAGUGCCAGGCUGGGAUUUCUUUCCCAGUCGUGGUUGCUCCAGGAACAGACUGUGACUCCCAGUGCUUGGCCCUUCACAGUCCCCCCAGCACCUCACACAGAGGGAGGGCAGCCAGAGCUGGCUGCAGGACAACAGGGGUUUAGAGUGAUUAUUAGAAGGGGAAAAAAAGAGGAAUGAGUAGGAAAUAGCGUUACUUCUCAUUAAAACAAACCAGGGGUGUGUAAAUAAGGAACAUCCCAUUGCACAAUUCCUGAGGUUUUGUUAUUAACAACUGUUUUAUAUUGUUUUAUUGAACCAUUGUUAAACACCAGCAGGAGCAGGUGGAGGGGGGGCAGUGGUUUCCUCUCUUGCAGCUGCUGCAUCACUGGUGCCACACAGAGCAGAGUUUGGCUAAGGAAACAAAAAUACUCAUUUCCAGCAGGUUAUUUAUUUGUGCUGGAGCAAACUGUGAAGGCAACGUGGUGGUGGGGUGUCAAGGGGGAAACAGCU